Messenger RNA from Onthophagus taurus, 1170 nucleotides. RefSeq names its product putative inositol monophosphatase 3. The record is from RefSeq and is a predicted model, not a curated record. Lineage: Eukaryota; Metazoa; Arthropoda; Insecta; Coleoptera; Scarabaeidae. Gene Ontology annotation, biological process: phosphatidylinositol phosphate biosynthetic process. Gene Ontology annotation, molecular function: 3'-nucleotidase activity. Gene Ontology annotation, cellular component: endomembrane system.
AUUAAUCAUUAAAAAUUAAAUAAAUAUUAAUUAAAGAAAACACGUGUUAAAUUAUUCCCAACUUAAUUAAUUUGCUGCGUGUUCUAAUCAAUUCUAACCUACAAAUUUAUAAAAUACUAAAAAUUAUAUGUAUACGUGUCAUUAUCUACAUAUUUAUGCUCAUAAAAUAAUAUAAACGUGAUCUUACGAUGAAUUUAGCAGGGACAGUACACUUAAAUAAAACUGGAAUAGCAAUAUUUGCAAUAGGUUUUUUAUUAAUUUUUUAUUAUGCUUUCUUGAGGGACACAUCAUCAAUGAACAACAUUAGAACAAUUAAUUUAAAAGAAUUACUUCAAACGUCGAUACUGGCAGCUAACGAGGGUGGUUUGGAAGUGCUCAAAUACAAAAAUACUAAUGAUAUUAGAAGUAAAGGUAAAACGAAAGAAGGUGCUAACGAUUCUGUGACUAUGGCUGAUUUAAAAUCACACUGUGUUAUGAUGGGGACUAUAAAAUCGUACGAUAAAAGAAUUCGUGUGAUAUCAGAGGAAGCUGUAGAUAAAUGUGAUUAUACUGGUAGUGAUAGAAUAAUUAAAUUAUCGGAAAUUGAUGAGUUAGUUGAUGUUAACGUUCCAGUAGAUGAUGUUACUGUUUGGAUUGAUCCUUUAGAUGCUACACAAGAAUUUACUGAGGGCUUAUUACAUUAUGUAACUACAAUGGUUUGUGUUGCCGUUAAAAAUAGGGCUGUUAUUGGUGUUAUUUAUCAACCAUUAAUUAAAAAGUGGUACUGGGGAUGGGUCGGUGUUGGAUUAUCUGAUAAAAACAUACAAGUUAAAGCUAAAUCGGACGAUUUUAUAAAGAUAAUCGUAUCAAGAUCACAUAAAGGUGCCGUUGAAGAAAUGAUUAAAUCUAGUCAAUUAAAGAAUUUUAAAAUAACAACAGCGGGAGGGGCAGGUUAUAAAGUAUUAGAAGUGGUAAAGGGUGAAAACGAUGUUUAUAUACACACAACAAACAUAAAAAAAUGGGAUAUUUGCGCUGGAAAUGCUAUACUUGAUGCGCUCGGUGGAAAAAUGGUUGAUUUAAAAGGGAAUUUAAUCGAUUAUGGGUAUGAUAGUAAUCACAUACAUGAAAAUGGAUUAAUUGCAUCUACCAAAAGCGAUGACAUUUAUUUAAAUAAAUUUGUAAAUAAUUAAA